Microstroma glucosiphilum is the source of this 3091-nucleotide messenger RNA. RefSeq lists its product as hypothetical. Gene Ontology annotation, molecular function: metal ion binding; protein binding. Lineage: Eukaryota; Fungi; Basidiomycota; Exobasidiomycetes; Microstromatales; Microstromataceae. The transcript has a single exon. The coding region runs from base 149 to 2968 and encodes 939 amino acids. The record is from RefSeq and is a predicted model, not a curated record.
UUCGGAAGGCUUUUCCGUGGUCCCAAGACCUUCCUCUAUCCGUCUUAGCGGCGUAGCAGCCCAAGCAUACGACUAGCAUUGAGUCGCAAGGCAUCUCAAUCUAGUCGCAACAAACCACAGUCGCUGAUUUCCAGCGGCUCGAAACAUCAUGGCGAGCAUCUUCGAGGCAGCUCAGAAGGGCGACGUAGCCGAGGUCCGCUCCCUGCUCGAUGGUGGCUCACAGGUGAGCCCCAAUGUCAGGGAUGAGAAUGGCACCUCUGUCCUAGUCGUUGCAGCUCGGGAAGGUCAUGUGGAAGUCGUACAGGAGCUCCUCAGCAGAGGCGCAGACAGGCACGAGGCGCUCGCUCAAGGCCUCGGUCAGGACGGUUCACCCGUCGCCGCUCUCCUGAACGAGCAGCAUCACGGCCAUGGCGCAUCCUCAAAUGGCGAGCAUGCCUAUGGUCCCAUCCCUACGGACAUUUACGGCGGCUACCAACUCCCGGAUGGCUCAAUUGCUUAUGGCUACCCUGGCUAUCCACCUCUCUACCAAGGAGGUAUGGGUCAGCCGGCUUUCUACCACGACCCGGUCAUGUUCCCCCACCCCCAGAUGCAGCAGUACCCAUACCCAUCGCCGAACAUGAAUGGAGGCCCGCGACCUCGCCCUUCACCGCAUAUGCAAAACGGACAUGGCCGCAAACCGUCUGCCGUCGGAAAGUUCCCUCCUCCGGACGUUGCCAAGACCAUCCCGUGCCGCUUCUACCCUAAUUGCCGCAACGGUGCUAGCUGCAUCUUUGCCCACAUCGACCAGCCUAACCCUGCCGACAUUCAUUCACCCGGACCCGUCCUCUCGCCUUCGCACCCGAGCUACGUUCCCGCCCCUGCUCCUGCUCCUCCCCAUGCUAGCUUCUACAGCGGCGGCCCCUACGCUCCAAACGGAGCACCAUUUUACCCAGGCAUGGUCUCCCCCUUUGCUGGGCAGCACGGACAGGGACCUCUGCCGCUGCAUUACCAACCUCACGAGGCUUCGCAGCCAGGCCAGAUGACUUCUGAAAUGCCACGAGCUUCUAUGCCGGCUGUGCCAGAUCAAUCGACUUCCCAAGCCGCCUCGCCGUUGCCCGAAGCUGCUCAACCGAACGGCAGUGCCUCCGCCGAGCAUGCUGUUGAGUCUGGCGAAGCUUCCGGCUCCACAAGUGAGCCAAAGAUGGACGGUGCAGAGUCGUCUGCGAAGGUGGAAGGCCAAGUCACUUCAGAAGCCGCACCCGCUGCAUCUGCCGAUGGCCAAGAUCGAAGGAGACGACAGUCCUUUAAUUCCUUCCUCCACUCGCAUGCUGUCCCCUUCCAGCCGUCCCAGAUGGCCGCUUCCAUCCAGAAUGCUGCAGUCUCCAUUCCGCUGGGUCCUGCAGCGACUAUGAACGGCAUGAAUGGUGUGCAGCAUCACCUCGGCAUGAACGGCUUCGCAGGAGCUCCUCACUGCUAUGGAGGCCGAGGAAAGUUGCGAGGACGAGGCGGCGCUGCUGGUAUGGGCGGCCGUGGUCCUCCUCGCGAGAGGACACCCUGCACAUUCUUUGCCAAGAAUGCCUGCAAGUACGGCCCAGAUUGCUUGUACCCUCACUUGUUGCCUGACGGUACCGAUGCUCGUCACUUGCCCGGAGCUAUGGGCUCGGCUUUCAUGUUGUCACAGCAGGGCGAAGGAGCCAAUGGCUCCGCUUCGGCAUACAAGAUGAACGGUGUGCAAGCACGCCGCCCUCAGCCUCUCCCCAAGGGUCUGGAGGGUGACCACUCCAAGGGCAACGGAAGUGACGUGAGAUCCGAGAACGGCUCGUACCCAGCCGGACCAUUGGACGCCCAGACGAAGAAGGCCGCAGGUCUACCACCGACUCCUUCGGCGGAGGUGACUGGCUCGAGCCACGCAUCUAACACUCACAGUGGAACCGCGGACGGGAAGAGUGCAGCUGCAAAUAGCGCUGACAAGCCCAAUGCCAACGGAUUCGUACCGUCCAAGCCUUCGGCUACCGCCUUGGCAGAUGCUGCCGCUGCUGAGCCCAAUGGGGUCGCUGCUACAGGAUCAGAAGCUCCAACGACUGCUGCUGUAGCCCCUCCCGCUGCGACGUCCACUUCGACUCAGGGCCAGCAGAAGCAACAGCAGUCUGCGCAACAACCUCAGCAGAACCAACAGAGGGCAGUCCAGCAGAACAACAAUCAAUCACGCAAGGGCAACGCUAGCAAGGCCUCUGCAGCUCAGAGCAACGGUGCCAAUGCUUCCAUGAAGAAGACGCCGGCCCAACGAGUGCCCAGCGGUGCAGACUUCCCCGCUCUGGGAGGUCCUUCCAACGGCGCUUCCACCGCAUCCUCUACGUCUACUCCCGACGCUUCCAAGAAGACUGCAUCGAGUGCACCGACCGUCAAUGGCGGCGACAAUAGCUCUGCCGGUGCCAUUUCCAGCUCCUCAUCUUCGAAGAUCAAUUUCUCCGCCAUCCUCUCGGCCCCUGCGCCUGCCAAGAAGACUCCCACAGCAGCAGCAGAGUCGAGUAGCGCUACUGCUCCUCCUUCCGCUGGGGUCUCCGCAAGCGAUACGACUCCUUCGCCCGCUGGUGGUGAGGAAGAGAGCACAGCCUCGGCGAAUGCUCCUGUGAAUGGUACCGCAGAGGGUGUCCAGAGCCAGAAGCAGGUCAAUGGACAUGUCAACGGCGCGACGAAUGGACACGCCAAAGAGGGCAAGCCCGUCAAAGGCAGGCCCGUCAAGAGUGGUGCGGCCGGCGGAGCAGCCGGCAGUAACACCGGCAAAGGGUGGGGCGCUAAAUCUCAAAGCGCUUCUGGGUCCGCAGGUACGCCCAAGGAACUCGAAGUGGAUGAAGACGACUUCCAGCUGGUCAAGGGGAGGAACCACGCCAAGCGCUCACAAUCUAGCGGACCGGCUAGCAGUCGUGGCAGUGCAAAUGGGGCUGGGCAGAACUUUGCUUCGGUUGCCAAGGCCUCUGUGGCUGCUUGAGGUGGGAGGCAGGCAAGGGCUACUACGCUACAAGGUGCGCAUUCGUAGGCGCAUUCGCACUCGCACUUGCACCCUUCAUAGAACACUUCUUGGCACCGCAACACCUACCUUUCUCUUCUUGCU